Messenger RNA from Prosopis cineraria, 421 nucleotides. RefSeq names its product 2-phytyl-1,4-beta-naphthoquinone methyltransferase, chloroplastic-like. The transcript has 4 exons. The record is from RefSeq and is a predicted model, not a curated record. The annotation marks the transcript as partial. Gene Ontology annotation, molecular function: methyltransferase activity. NCBI's taxonomy places the organism in Eukaryota, Viridiplantae, Streptophyta, Magnoliopsida, Fabales, Fabaceae.
CUUUAGGUAGUCAGAAAUGGCAUGCUUGCACGUCACUCUUGCUCCGUUCUCGUCAUCCCGGUCCCCUGCCUCGCCCACUUUACGAUGCACCCCAGUUCGGUGUGCCACUGAACGGCAGGCCUUGUUUAAUCGCAUUGCUGCGGUCUAUGACUACCCUGGGUCAGCAUCGGAUUUGGAAGCGAAUGGUAGUGUCAUGAAGUGGGUAUGCAGUUUCUCGAACGCAUUUUCCUUCAGCCGUUUGGAGUUCCUUUUUCCCUCUUCCUUGAUGCGAUGGGUUGAAGGUGAUGCUCUUGAGUUGCCAUUUAGUGAUGGUUCAUUCGAUGCUAUAACUAUGGUUUAUGGUCUACGAAAUGUGGUUGAUAGGCGCAAGGCCAUGCAAGAAAUAUUACGAGUCCUUAAAGCUGGCUCCAGAGUUUCUAUC